This is a messenger RNA of Neltuma alba, 1547 nucleotides long. RefSeq names its product nuclear transcription factor Y subunit A-10-like. Gene Ontology annotation, biological process: regulation of DNA-templated transcription. Gene Ontology annotation, molecular function: DNA-binding transcription factor activity. The coding region runs from base 179 to 1162 and encodes 327 amino acids. NCBI's taxonomy places the organism in Eukaryota, Viridiplantae, Streptophyta, Magnoliopsida, Fabales, Fabaceae. The transcript has 6 exons. The record is from RefSeq and is a predicted model, not a curated record.
CUCUGCCUUGCUUGAAAUUCUACCGACAUGCCUCCAACCUAAUGGGGCUUCUCUCUUCUCUUCCGUAAAAUUUCAUGCUCUUCCUCCUUCCUUACUUCCGUCACUCCCAUACAGGAAACAAUUCAGACAAACAGGAUAAACUUGCAAAUCAUCGUUUGGAUAAUUUCGGAGGCUUCAUAUGGCCAUGCAAACUGUUUAUUUCAAAGAACAUGAAGGAAUUGUUCGCAAUUCCAUUGGGCAAUUGUCGUCAGCAACCUCAGCCCCUUGGUGGACUGCCCUUGGAUCUCAAGCAGCUCAACAUGAGUCUUUUGGCCAAAUGAAACCUUUUUCACUGGACUUUCCCAACUAUGCCGACCAUCUUACUGGCCCGAAGCAGCCAGGAAGAGCAGCCCAUCAGGUUCUGGAUAAAGGACACACCACACAGUUCACUAUCUUCCCAGAAGAUUGCGAGAUGUCAGAUGAUACACAAAAGCAUCAGGCAGUCAUGUCACUUCAUUCAUCCUCUCCUGAGCCUCGUGGUCAUUUUGAGAUAAAAUUUAGCCAGCCUGUGAUCUGUUCAAAAUAUCCUUACAUGGAUCGAUUUUAUGGGCUCAUCUCAACAUAUGGACCUCAGAUUCCGGGCCGUUUAAUGCUGCCACUUAACUUGACAUCCGAUGAUGGGCCAAUUUAUGUAAAUGCUAAACAGUAUCAUGGGAUCAUCAGACGUCGGCAGUCACGUGCAAAGGCUUUACUUGAGAAUAAAUUGACAAAGCGCCGCAAGCCCUAUAUGCAUGAAUCGCGUCACCUCCAUGCAAUGAGACGACCAAGAGGAUGCGGUGGUCGCUUCUUGAACACAAGAAGUCUGAAGAAUGGGAAUGGUGAAAGCGGAAGCACAGUGAUCAAAACUGGGGAGGGUCUGUUCCAGUCUAGUGGUUCUCAGAGUUCUGAAGUUCUGCAAUCAGAUGGUGGAACUCUGAAUUCAUCAAAGGAAAUAAAUAGCAGCAGUUCAAGUAUUUCAGGGUUUGAUGUGACUAGCAUGUAUGCACGUGGAACUUUCGAUAGCUUUGGCCUCAAUCAUGGGGGAUCCUCCGUGCACUCUCUUGCAGACAUGAUAGAUAGUGGACGUGGCAUUGCCAUGCCUGCGAAAUGGGUUGCAGCAGCUGGUAACUGCUGCAAACUGUAAGCCAGAAGGCCAGGGAAACAAGUGCCGUGACUAGAUACUGCGAUAGGCUUCGUUGUGGAGGCUGGGUCUACCAUCUGGUCUGAAGGCAAAUCAUCCCUGGCUAGGGCAACCCAUCCUUGGCUAAUUAAGGUAAACCAUCCUUGGCUAAUUAGGUGAGCCAUCUUUGGCUCAUCAAUUAUAUGUACUGUAGUACUGUCUCGGUCUUUCUGAACAGACCUGUCUUGGCGUGGUUAGGCAUGUCCAUGACCUGAUCCUGUUCCAGUUGACCGUAGUGUGUAAUAAGAACUUGAUCCUCUAGUUGACUGUGUGCGCUUUUUUAAAUUAUGUCUAGGCGUGUUUUAUUCCCGAACUUGUGACUUUAGAUCAAUGUAUCAUAAUAAGACUU